Molecule: messenger RNA, 1397 nt
Organism: Zeugodacus cucurbitae (melon fly)
Lineage: Eukaryota; Metazoa; Arthropoda; Insecta; Diptera; Tephritidae
Product: ornithine decarboxylase 1
Exons: 8
Coding region: 16-1275 (419 amino acids)
Cellular component (GO): cytoplasm
Molecular function (GO): ornithine decarboxylase activity
Source: RefSeq, a predicted model, not a curated record
AUUUAAGUGAUAAGAAUGCGUCUUUCUAAUAUUGAAUUUGGAGCAUUUAAUCAGUUCUCGUUCAUAUUUUACGUUGUUGAGAUUGACGCGGCAAUUAUGUACAAAUUCAGGAAAAUAAAUUCAUACGAGGGUGUUUUAGACCUUAAAGGAGUCGUUAAAGAAGUUGACGUUGAAGAGAUGGAGGAGGCGUUGAAUAUAUGCGAUCUUUCUACUCUCGCCAAAAAGUACAAAACCUGGAUUAAGCAUAUGCCGCGUGUCAAACCGUACUAUGCUGUUAAGUGCAAUGAUGAUGCAUUGAUUGUCAAGGAGCUAGCUGAUUUGGGCGCCGGGUUCGACUGUGCCUCCAAAAAUGAAAUAAAACUCGCCCUGGAAGCUGGAGCCAAUCCAGAAGGCAUAAUAUUUGCCAAUCCCUGCAAACCACCGAGUCAUCUUCAGUAUGCUAAGGAGAAAAAAAUUAUGGCAAGCACUGUGGACACUGAGUUCGAGAUCUAUAAAAUCUUUGAGCACUAUCCUGAAUCAAAUUUGGUGAUACGCUUUCGGUGUGAGGCCAAAGUUGCACAGUGCCCUUUGGGCGAUAAAUUCGGAUGUAAUGCUGAGGAAGAUGCUGCUGCUUUGAUGCUCCUCGCUAAAAGUUUAGGACUUUCCGUGAUAGGAACAAGUUUCCACGUUGGAUCCGGCUGCAGUGACUAUCCAGCUUAUAACAGAGCCAUUGCUACUGCAAAUAAUUUGUUUAAAUUUGGAGAGUUACUUGGUUUCGACAUGAAGUUGUUGGAUAUAGGCGGUGGAUUCCCAGGAGCCGAUGACAAAAAAUUUGCUACUAUUGCGGCAAUUGUCAACUCAUCUUUGAACAAAUAUUUCCCUGACGAAAAUGUUCAAAUUAUUGCCGAACCUGGUCGCUUUUUCGUAGCUUCAGCAUACACCUUGGUUUGUAAGAUUCACGCCAAGCGAGAAGUGCGAUCUGGUAAGAAGGCGGAUAUAAAAAUGUACUACAUAAACGACGGGGUAUAUGGUUCCUUCAACUGUGUUUUGUAUGACCACCAGGAAGUCACCGUGGAACACUUCUUGGAGGAAGAUCCAAAUUUGAAAAAAUUCAAGACUUUAAUUUGGGGCCCCACCUGCGAUGCAUUAGAUAAGAUAAUCGAGGAUGCAUACUUGCCAAAUCUAUCUUGUGGAGAUUUGAUUGCAUUUCCCAACAUGGGAGCAUAUACCGUACCGAUAGCCAGCCCUUUCAAUGGAUUCAUGGUGCCGAAAACUUUAUAUUUUAAAGCUAUUUGAGUUAAUAACAACAAUAUUUCCCAAUUUAUACAACACUUAAUUUGUUACUGGCUCAUAUUUGGAUUCUGAUUCUGUGAAAAUUUUAAAUAAAUUAAGUACAUAAUUGCUUUAAUAUAAUAUUA